This is a messenger RNA of Trichechus manatus latirostris (Florida manatee), 924 nucleotides long. RefSeq names its product N-alpha-acetyltransferase 40, NatD catalytic subunit (gene NAA40). The record is from RefSeq and is a predicted model, not a curated record. Gene Ontology annotation, molecular function: histone H2A acetyltransferase activity; protein N-terminal-serine acetyltransferase activity; histone H4 acetyltransferase activity. The coding region runs from base 168 to 761 and encodes 197 amino acids. The transcript has 7 exons. Lineage: Eukaryota; Metazoa; Chordata; Mammalia; Sirenia; Trichechidae. Gene Ontology annotation, cellular component: nucleus.
GCCGCCGCUGUGGUGUCGCUGCUGUAUCUGUUGCCGCCGUUGCCGCCUCCCUGCCAGCAAGUGUGUGAAGGAACUGAGGGUCGCCGUCGCCAUCGCCACCAUGGGGAGAAAGUCAAGCAAAGCGAAGGAGAAGAAGCAGAAGCGGUUGGAGGAGCGAGCAGCCAUGGAUGCCGUCUGUGCCAAAGUGGACGCCGCCAACAGGGUUAAACGUCUCCAUCGAAUGUAAGCGAGUGUCUGGACUAGAGCCGGCCACUGUGGAUUGGGCCUUUGACCUCACCAAAACCAACAUGCAGUCCAUGUAUGAGCAGAGUGAGUGGGGCUGGAAGGACCGAGAGAAGCGGGAGGAAAUGACAGACGACCGAGCCUGGUACCUCAUUGCUUGGGAAGACCGUUCCAUCCCCGUUGCCUUUUCUCACUUCCGGUUUGACGUGGAGUGCGGGGAUGAAGUCCUGUACUGCUACGAGGUGCAGUUGGAAAGCAAGGUGCGGCGGAAAGGCCUGGGGAAGUUCCUCAUACAGAUCCUGCAGCUCAUGGCCAAUAGCACACAGAUGAAGAAAGUUAUGUUAACAGUAUUUAAACACAAUCAUGGCGCCUACCAGUUCUUCAGAGAAGCGCUGCAAUUUGAAAUCGACGACUCUUCCCCCAGCAUGUCUGGCUGCUGCGGGGAGGAGUGUUCCUACGAGAUCCUGAGCCGCAGGACCAAGUUUGGGGACAGCCAGCACUCUCACACGGGUGGACACUGUGGUGGCUGCUGCCACUGAACUCCCAGAGCCCCUGCGAGGCAGACUGUACGCCUCAGGCCUGUCCUCUCCCCGCUCGCGCAACGCCACCGCCGCUCACCAGGUGCCCUCAGAGCUGUGGCCUCCUCAGCCCUUCACGGGCCAGGCUGCCCCCCAAAAGCACAGAACCCUGGGAAGGCGUGGU